GCAUACGUAAGUCGUGUAAUAACGUCUCUGUUACCUCGAUGGAAGAUCUGAGCCAUGAAGAAAUCGUCACAUCUUACGUUCUGGUUCAUGUUGCCCAGUUUGACUGUCGACUUCAUCACAUGGCAUUUACUAGCGGAAAUACAACACGUAACAAGCUAUUGCAAGAAAUUAAGGCAAGUGCAAAUCUCAAGUGAAACUUCGAUCGCAAUAAUGGAUCUGUCAUGACGAGUGGGUAGUUCCGACAAGAAUUAUUUUAAGCGGCUGACUUCUGCUAGAGCUACAUGGCACUAGUGCAGUAAACCAGGACAUGAGACUGUGAAUUGUCGCUGAAAUUUUAGAAUCUACUAGAUUCAAUACCAAUAACACUACACGUUCGAUGACUUCGGGCUCCAGCAAGCAAGCAAACAAGAAAGCAAGCAAGUUUCCGUGGGGAAGAAAAAUUGACACAUCUGAAGUCGUCGUGACCUGUAAGAUAAGACGUCCGGUGCGUUCGUGUCUGGCGAUGCGGCGGUGUUCGGGUUCCGCUGGCGGAUGCAGGUUUUUCCGGUGAAGUGCGUGCUUGUGCGUGCUUGACAAGUGUUCGUGGUUGGCUUCCUCAGUGGGGGAGUAACAUCGUGUAGGAGAGGUGGAACCCGUAAAAUUGUAGUUUGCGUGGUGGCUGGUAAGAUUUGUUGCGGUAAGAAGUUUGCAUGGUGGUAAAAUGUCUUGUGAGUCUGCACAGGUAGCCGGAGGUGAGACUUCCGCGGUCGCGGCCCACCCAGUCCGCGAGAACCGGGCAGAUCGCCUCGACGGUACGGAGGCCGGCCGACGGGUCCGCCAAACGACGAGACCACGCCUCCAGCACGGACUGCCGAGAUUGGAGCCCCCGCGCUGCGGCUGCACUUGCGCUAGGGCGCGCCGCCUCGUAGGAGACUGUGAGGUUAACCAUCACACGAGGACAUGUACAGUCAGGAAGGCCGUGUCGCAAUCGACACGUGAUUGCUGCAGCCAAUACGAGAUAUGGGACGCAAACGCCGUCUGUCGGCGCUCGAUGGGUCAACUAUUCACCGGCCGAGCGGAGCGACGUGCCGGUAGCUGCAUAUCGGGCAUUUUUGGUAAAUGAGAACAAUCUGGUGAGUCGUAUUAUUUUUAUUUGGAUCCUGGUGCCGAAUGCUCUCUUGUCAAGAAAUCUAUUAGU
Messenger RNA from Bombyx mori (domestic silkworm), 1177 nucleotides. RefSeq lists its product as uncharacterized. The record is from RefSeq and is a predicted model, not a curated record. The transcript is spliced from 2 exons. The coding region runs from base 701 to 1102 and encodes 133 amino acids. Lineage: Eukaryota; Metazoa; Arthropoda; Insecta; Lepidoptera; Bombycidae.